Messenger RNA from Pseudovirgaria hyperparasitica, 351 nucleotides. RefSeq lists its product as uncharacterized. The record is from RefSeq and is a predicted model, not a curated record. Lineage: Eukaryota; Fungi; Ascomycota; Dothideomycetes; Acrospermales; Acrospermaceae. The transcript has a single exon. The coding region runs from base 1 to 351 and encodes 116 amino acids.
AUGUCGUUCCUUAGAUAUUCCGAAUUCCUUCCAACUCGACUCGAGCCACUAGUUGAUAGAUGCGUCAUCUGCCACGACAGCAGAGACGAAACUCGUUUAUGGUCCACAUGCCCUAGCCACUUCAUGUGCAGAGACGACAUUAUCAGAGUCUUUGUCAUGGCCUUGAAGCGCGAAGACAUGUAUCCUCCGACUUGCUGUCGCAAGCCUCAUUUUCCUCUGAAAUUGCAUACGUUCCGCCAUCUUUUCACAAAGCAGAGAUUCCAUGACUUGGCUUUCUACAGGGCACCUGUGGCGCAAUUUCUGCGCGAUUAUGAAACGAUGGAGGCGCAGAAUCGUGUCGAACGCGGGUAA